Messenger RNA from Colletotrichum destructivum, 318 nucleotides. RefSeq lists its product as uncharacterized. The record is from RefSeq and is a predicted model, not a curated record. The transcript is spliced from 2 exons. Bases 1 to 318 code for a protein of 105 amino acids. Lineage: Eukaryota; Fungi; Ascomycota; Sordariomycetes; Glomerellales; Glomerellaceae.
AUGGUCGUGGCACAGCCCAUCUUCAGCUUGUCAUCGGGACACCAGGUCGUAUCCAUCCGGUCUCGACCAGUCCCUGUCAGCUAUGAAGCCUCUGCAUUGGGAGGUGCGAAGCAUACAGCUCAACAAGCAAGUUCCCUUAAUUGUUUCUCAUUUAUUUCCCUGUUCCUCCCUAGCUGGAAUUUACCCGAGAGGUCUAACAGUCGAGAGAAAGCUCAGCCACGCAGAGGCUGUGCAGAUCACUCGCCACACGCUAUUGAAGCCCGUCGGUCUUGCACCCCCAUUGGAGCCCAGUCACCUGUCCACUGCAGCAUGAUGUGA